UAAAACUAUACAGUAUUAGAUGAAAACGAAACACUAAACAAAAGGGUCCAUAAAUUAGUAAUAAGACGCGCUUUUGUGGGUGUAAUAUAAAGUUAGGCUUGAACGUUUGGCUAAUUCUCUCUCUCGGUCCGUACGUGCUAAGAUCUUAAAUCGAUUACAGAGGUCCUCUUCUUCUGAUAGUAAUCUUCUUUAAGCCCAUGGCUAAUCGCUAUGAUCCGAACCCAUUCGCUGAGGAAGAAGAAGUCAAUCCUUUCGCUAAUGAUGGGAGUGUUCCAGCUGCAUCGAACUCAAGACUCUCGCCUUUGCCUCCAGACCCUGUUGGUUUCGACUAUGGUCGAACCGUUGACAUUCCUCUUGGCAAUGACAGAUCCGGUACACAGAAUUUGAAGAAGAAAGAAAAGGAACUUCAAGCCAAAGAAGCUGACCUAAGACGACGGGAGCAGGAGGUGAAACGGAGAGAAGAUGCUGCUGCACGAGCUGGAAUCACUACUGAAGUGAAAAACUGGCCGCCAUUCUUCCCACUUAUCCACCAUGACAUUGCCAAUGAAAUCCCGGUUCAUCUCCAAAGGCUACAGUAUGUUACCUUCGCAACCUAUUUGGGGUUGGUCCUUUGUCUAUUCUGGAACAUUAUUGCCAUUACUACAGCUUGGAUCAAAGGAGAAGGAGUGACGAUAUGGCUUCUUGCCCUCAUUUACUUCAUAGCGGGUGUCCCAGGAGGCUAUGUGUUAUGGUAUCGCCCUCUAUACCGUGCCUUCAGAACUGAUAGUGCAUUGAGCUUUGGAUGGUUUUUCAUGUUCUAUAUGCUCCACAUUGUUUUCUGUGUAUUUGCUGCGGUUGCUCCACCUGUUGUCUUUAAAGGAAAAUCUCUUGCUGGGAUUUUACCUGCAGUAGAUGUCUUAAGCGGUAAUACAUUGGUUGGGAUAUUCUACUUCAUUGGGUUUGGGUUUUUCUGCAUGGAAUCAGUCGUCAGCAUCUGGGUUAUUCAGCAAGUCUAUAUGUACUUCCGAGGUAGCGGGAAACAAGAUGAGCUGAGACGAGAAGCAGCGAGAGGAGCCUUGAGAGCUGCCGUAUGAGUGCUCUGUGUAACAUUUUGGUUUGUACGUAGAUUUCACUGUUUCCUUUUUCAGUUUCUGUCACAGACUCGUCACGUCUCUCUGUUUUGUAAGCAAAAAAGAUUCAUUUAUGCCUUUUAUAUCAUGUAAAUUUGUGCUUGUUCAAAAAGUCAAGAAUUCAGAUUCACAUUAUAAUUAUUUUUUGUGUUUCUA
Messenger RNA from Brassica oleracea var. oleracea, 1265 nucleotides. RefSeq names its product secretory carrier-associated membrane protein 3. The transcript is spliced from 12 exons. Gene Ontology annotation, biological process: protein transport. NCBI's taxonomy places the organism in Eukaryota, Viridiplantae, Streptophyta, Magnoliopsida, Brassicales, Brassicaceae. The record is from RefSeq and is a predicted model, not a curated record. The coding region runs from base 198 to 1073 and encodes 291 amino acids. Gene Ontology annotation, cellular component: trans-Golgi network membrane; recycling endosome membrane.